GGCUACGUCACUGCACGUUGCCAGCGACAUCGAAUAAAUUUCAAUGGAAUAUUCGCAGCUCGUACGCUUGUCAAAAUAAUUCAAUACCGUAUAUCUCUAUCAACAAAGAUUAAAGCGUUAAGGUACUUGUUAUUAUAUUAAUAGAAAUGUUAUUCACCGUUAUGAUUUUAAUUGCAUGGAUACCCUGUGGACAUGGACGAGGCAGCAGGAAUGACGUUUACACGACGAACAGUCACAGUGUCGAGGAAAUUGGGAACGAUGUUUUUUUUGAAAUUGUUCAUCCACCGGAGUUGCAGUUUACUUAUAGGGUGAGACCGGCUCGAAGUUUGGGAGCAAAUUUUAAUUCAAGUUUUUCGGAGAAAAACAUUGCUCUCAUUCCGACAAUACCUUCAGAUUGCUGUAAACAACCGGACAAUGCCGAUGAUUUAUUCGGGGCAGUUGCAUUAAUCGAAAGGGGAGGCUGUACCUUCAGUAAGAAAGCGGCAAAUGCUGAAAAAGCUGGCGCUAAAGCUGUGAUUAUUUCAGACCAUAUACUUAGCGUCGAGGCAGACAGAAAAACUCCCAUAUGGAAAGAUCACAUGUAUAUCGACAUGGACGCUGGGGGAGAUAGUUCCGGUGAUAUUAACAUUCCAGCUGGUUUUUUGUUGGGUAAAAACGGCCGAAUGAUUAGGGAUACUUUGAGACAAUUGAAGCUUCCCCAUGCGAUUAUCAAUAUACCGGUAAAUCUCACUUUCACACCUAGGCAUGCUUACAACAGACCGACGUGGGUUCAUAUAUAAGUUGAGGAGUGAAGUCGUAGAACGCAUUCGUAAAUUCAAUUUUUAGUGUCAGAUUUUUUACUCUUACGUUUUUUUCCGUAAAAUGCAUAUUUUUUUUUAUUGUAAAUCGAAUGAAAAAAAUUAUUCGAAAUGUCUUGGGGAGAUCCAAGUAGUUUGAGUAUUUUUUCUCCAGUGAAAUGCUUUUCUAAUUUUGGAGUUGAACGUCAAAGCUUUCAUUUGAGGCUCAUUUGACCCUGUUCCCGGACAUUUCACAAUUAUUUUAUUAUUUAAAGUUUGCAGAAAAUAUUUUAAACAUCUGAAAAAAUUUAAAGUUUA
Messenger RNA from Diachasma alloeum, 1094 nucleotides. Its product is annotated as PRADC1-like protein. The coding region runs from base 147 to 779 and encodes 210 amino acids. Lineage: Eukaryota; Metazoa; Arthropoda; Insecta; Hymenoptera; Braconidae. The transcript is spliced from 3 exons. The record is from RefSeq and is a predicted model, not a curated record.